This is a messenger RNA of Drosophila elegans, 675 nucleotides long. RefSeq lists its product as uncharacterized. NCBI's taxonomy places the organism in Eukaryota, Metazoa, Arthropoda, Insecta, Diptera, Drosophilidae. Bases 1 to 675 code for a protein of 224 amino acids. Gene Ontology annotation, molecular function: chitin binding. The transcript has a single exon. Gene Ontology annotation, cellular component: extracellular region. The record is from RefSeq and is a predicted model, not a curated record.
AUGUCUAUUUCAAACAUUUUCAACAUGGAAUUAUCUCUACAGUUUAUUUUGCUGUUGGUUUUCCUGUCAUAUCCAUUGGGAAGUGCAAGUCUGCAGGAGUAUCGAUUGGAUGACAGAGAAAAAUCCUGUCCAGAUGAUUACUACUUCAAUGAAACAAUCAAAACUUGCGUUUCUACAGACAUCACUAACUGCACCAAUUACGUAAUCAGCAAGUGUCCGAUAACUACAGCUGUGGAUGAGUAUUGCCUUUGCAAGAAUAACUAUCUACAGAUAAUGAAAUGUCCCGAAGCAACCUACUUCGAUGCCAAUAGCUUGAUUUGCAGAAUUGGAACUGUAGAGUGCCAGGAGGAAUAUGAGCCAUUUCCAUGUCCCAAUGUAACUUCAACCGAUGUCUUUUGCCUCUGCAUAGAUGGUAAAUUCCGUCAAAAUAGUUGCCCAAAUGGAUAUACCUUCAAUGCCGAGCACAAACUUUGCUUGAAGUCUGGUUCUGGUGACCUAUCCGAUUUGGAGCCCUCUUCUGAAAAGUGUCAGAGAUAUGGUUUAUUUGGAGACCCCACUGAUUGUUCUGGAUAUUAUCAUUGCCGCGCUAAAGGCAGCGACAUUCAGUAUUCCAGAUGCUUGGGAGGAACCAUCUUUAGUCUUACUUCCUUUGGAUGCGUUUCUGGAACUUGUUAA